This is a messenger RNA of Equus quagga, 5112 nucleotides long. RefSeq names its product tubulin polymerization promoting protein (gene TPPP). The record is from RefSeq and is a predicted model, not a curated record. The coding region runs from base 112 to 777 and encodes 221 amino acids. Gene Ontology annotation, cellular component: microtubule. Gene Ontology annotation, molecular function: tubulin binding. Gene Ontology annotation, biological process: microtubule bundle formation; microtubule polymerization; positive regulation of protein polymerization. The transcript has 4 exons. NCBI's taxonomy places the organism in Eukaryota, Metazoa, Chordata, Mammalia, Perissodactyla, Equidae.
CGGAGGGCGGGGCCGGUCCGGGGGCGGCGGCGCGAGCGCACCGCUGGGCACCGGGUCGCGCGGCGGAAUCGCGGAGGCGCCGCCGCUGCAGUCGCUGCAUCUCCGAGAAACAUGGCCGAUAGCAAGGCCAAGCCCACCAAGGCCGCCAACAAGACGCCCCCCAAGUCCCCAGGGGAGCCCGCAAAGGACAAGGCAGCCAAGAGGCUGUCCCUGGAGUCAGAAGGUGCCAACGAGGGGGCGGCCGCCGCAGCCCCGGAGCUCAGCGCCCUGGAGGAGGCCUUCCGGCGGUUCGCGGUGCAUGGGGACACCAGGGCCACGGGUAAGGAGAUGCAUGGCAAGAACUGGUCGAAGCUGUGCAAGGACUGCCAGGUGAUCGAUGGGAGGAACGUCACCGUCACCGACGUGGACAUCGUCUUCAGCAAGAUCAAAGGGAAGGCCUGCCGCACCAUCACCUUCGAGCAGUUCAAGGAAGCACUGGAGGAGCUCGCCAAGAAGAGGUUCAGAGACAAGAGCGGCGAGGAGGCCAUCCGAGAGGUGCAUAGACUCAUUGAGGGCAAGGCCCCCAUCAUCUCUGGGGUGACGAAAGCCAUCUCGUCGCCCACUGUGUCACGGCUCACAGACACAACCAAGUUCACUGGCUCCCACAAGGAGCGCUUCGACCCGUCGGGCAGGGGCAAGGGCAAGGCGGGCCGCGUGGACCUCGUGGACGAGUCGGGCUACGUUCCGGGCUACAAGCAUGCAGGCACCUACGACCAGAAGGUGCAGGGAGGCAAGUAGCCGGUUCCCAGGCAGGGCCUUCCUGCCAUCACCGAGACCCUGCAUCCUCGCACAUCCUUACAUUCCUGUGCUCCCUCGGGCUGAACUCAGACGCUGGGCCAGGGCAGCUGUGGGGUGAUGCCCGGGCUCCGGCGUGCUUCUCUCCGACCCUCGGUUUGGCCCCUGACCUCACUGACCUUUUCUAACACACCUGCCUCGUUCCAUGCUGGGAAGUCGACAAAUGACUGUUUCCAGUGUCUCCCAGGACCAGACUACAUCUGCCACCCAGUUUGCAGGCGAAAGGGGAGUCUUAAAAGGAGCUGGCGGGCCUCGGGGAAGAGAGAGACAGACCAUGUCAGAGGUGGUGCUGACCUCCUGACCCACAGACCCUCCCAGGAGCCGUGAGGGCAGCAUGCGCUACUGCACUAACCAACAGCACCAAUAAAAUGGAGUGAACCCCAAAAGAACACAGCGGUGUCUGCAAGGGCACCAUGCAGGGGUGGGGAUGGGACACGUGGGGACAUGCUUGCACACGCACGUUCAUGCACACAUGCUUAGAGGUGCUCUUGCAGUCACACACACGCACACACACUCGUACUCACACACACAUGCUUGCAUAUGCACACACGCAUGCACACACGCGUACGCCUACGGACCAGGUCUGUGCUGAGGGCAGUUGUGAAACGAAGCUGAUGUGCAAAGGACGGUGAGCCAGUGAAAGGUGGCUCCUCAGUCGACCAAAGGAAAGUGAUCUGAAGUGUGAGGUUAGAAGUUUUUAAAAUGGAAACUAAGGACAUUUCAUUUCGUUUUUCUAAGAAGAAAUAGGGAAUGAUGACAGCACCAUAAGCGUGUGCGUGUGCAAGUGUGUGUGUGUGUGACUGCACACGAGCAUGUGUAGGGGGAGAUUCACAACGUCCUGUUCCUGCCAUCCAGAGUCUCCAGGUCAGGAGACCCGUCCGCUCUGAGGCCUCCCUCCCAGGCAGGGCAGGCGGAGCCAUGCGUCCCUGUGCCCGUACGCCCCCUGGGUGGCCCCUUCCUGGACACUCGGCCUGGGCCAUAGCAUAGGCGGCUGAAAUAAAGGCUAGCACUGCCAUGGCACGCACACCCCCACCUCCCUGAGCCCGGAGGGCACACUGGUCAUUGCUGUAGCCAGGGAAAGUCUGCCCAUGCAGAGAGGGGCUCAGGGCCAGUGCUCCCGCCAACACGGCCCCUCGCACACGGGCCUCCCCUGACCCCCCAAGGGAGGCCUCAACUUACAGAUGGCGGUGGCCUCUGCGAGCAGCUUGGUUCUGAGGUUCUGGGCCUUCAGUGUGUGGCAUUAAAACUGAGGAAAUGAUGGACGGCAGGCUGCAAGUCACUGUUAGGAAUGUAAUGUCACUGCUGUCUCGGAAGUUUCUAGCUUGGGAUACUAAGCUGCCUGGCCAGGCCUCCACUCCACCGUGGGGAAACCGAGGACUGAGGGCUGGGAGACAGGCAGGCAGGACGCGGACCCCUGCCCUGUGCACCUCUCUCCUCUCCCAGGCCGGACCUUCGUGUGAAACCCAGAGGCAAGAGUGAUAUGUGGGAGCCUGUCUGAAGAUGCCUCUGAGCCUGCAGAAAGGUUCUUGACAGGAAGCUGAUCACAAACUGGAAACCCUUAUGGUCCAGUGCCGGCGAGGUUUCCACUGGUGGUCACAGAACAGGGCCCCUCCCCAGGGCCCCAAGCUGUCUGCUCUGUCCCAGACCCUGCAAGGCCCCACUGUGGAGGAACCCCCACCACUGGAGGCUGCUUUGCUCCUUCUCCUGUGAACAGCCUGGUCCCCACUGUCACCACCGAGUCACAUGGCACAGAGACUGGAAUCCAGCAGGACCUCAGCCUCUAGAAUGAGCCCUUUGGUGAGGGCCAAGCCCGUAGAGAUACGUGCCACCUGGGCUGCCGUGGCAGGAGGGGACACAGGCCCUUCUUAGCCCUCCCUCGCCUGCAGAACACUGAAGAGAGGUACCUGAACACCAGGACACAGUGACCUGUCCCCGAGCGUCAUCUUCAGGCAAGGGUGGCCUCCACACGAAGGUGCUGACUCCAGGCAAGGGCCAGCCUGCCCGGGAGUACGCUGGGGAACUGGGGAUGAAGCAGAGUGAACAGCACCAGUGCCCGUCCUCGGGGACCCUGCGCAUGCCCAUGGUGAGCACCUGUCUCCCAUGGUGCCUCCACAGAAUUGGAGCCCCCAUCUCCCCGUGAGGCAGACCUGAGCUGCAGAGGCUCAUGGAGACGGCUCCCUCCUGAUGACAACUCCAAAGUGCAUUCCUGGCUGUUGUAAGAGCGCCUUCUCUUUGGGUCUGUGAAUGAGAAUGAGGCGCACACAGCCCCCUUGGUGGCCCUCCCCCACCCCUCAGUCCAGUGCCCACGGGCUCCUGGAGGGAGAACCCCACGCCCUGGGCCCAGCUUCCCCACACGCUGGGGCCAGGGCGUCGGGGUCCCAGCGCGGCCCAUCUGUCCCCAGCCAGCCAGGCUUCCUCAGGCACACACAUGGCCAGAACGGCAUCGUUCCCUGGUCAGAGUGUGGCUUCGGAAAGACCCCACCCCACUCACCUCUGUCCGGGAAGGAGGAAGAGGUGGUAAAUUCGGUCAUGAGGACUUAGUGGUCAGCAUUCUGUCAGCUUAAAAUCAUCUAAGGAACUCAUCAUUGCUUGUGUGCGUAGCCUCUGAACACGGAACACACGCUAGGACUCCACCUUCACCGCACAAAACAGACACACGUGCAUGCUCCUCCAUCAGGUUCUGAAUAUCGUGAAUAUCCAGGCAGGGUGUGUGUCCUCGCUGCAUGUUUUUAUACAAUGCCAAUUAGCUUCUACUAACCAUGGUUAAACAGAAACUCAAUGUCUAUCUGUGAAUAAAAGAGACUGCACAGCAUGGACCCCGGAGACAGGACACGUCCGUCAGGGAGGAUGGUGCUGAUGGUGUCCGAGCGUCAGGGAAGAACAGAAGGAGAAGGUUUGACAACACUGAUCAUAUCAGAACACUUAUUUAUUUCUAUUUAAUGCUAUAGGAUAAGCAGUGGUCAGUAGCCCAGAGGUAACUUUACCAAAAUUGAAGUUCAAAUUACUUAAGUUUAAAAUAUUAUAGCAAAAGAUAUAUAUUUAUACUGGAGUAUUUUUACACCUUUAAUAUCCUCAGUCUUAAGCGUUGAGGCAGAUGAAAAUAGCAGCAGAAGCCCGUCAGUCAGGAAAAGGCAGGUGGAGGGGUUCCACCGGCACCUCUUCCUGCCUGUGCGGCUCCAUCCCCAUGUCCCAGGGGCUGAGGGCUCAAGGCUGCCGUGGGGGCCCUGCAGCAGCCAGGGCAGAGGCUCACCCUGGGCAUGCCACAGUCUCUGGCUUUUGUGAAUAGUUUCACGGCACACGGCACGUGGCAGCGCCAGCACCAGUGUGCUCACACAGCGCUCGUUUACCUUGUGCUACACUGGUGGUGGGAAGGAGCUGAGACAUAGAUGCCACGGCCCAGGAGACCUAAAACAUUCGCCAUGCGGAGCCCAGUAAGGGAAAGCAUGCUGGCCCCGCCCUGAGCAUCCAGUCCCACCCGUCUCCUCCCUCGGGGACUCCCACACAAGCUGGCCACCCCGUCCUGCAGCACGCCUGUGGCGACACCCUGUCACCUGUUCAUACAGCGCAGGCUGACGACUCAGCUGUACUGUGAAGUUGUCACUAGGCUAGAAUGUCCUCACAACUCUCACCCUGAAUAGCUUCCCUCCACUGAUUUACUACUGAACACUCUGUGAAAUCCGGUGGUUCGGGGCGUGGCUACGUGGAGAACGCGGCCCGGGGGUGCCCCCAGGCGGUGCCGGGCAGGGGUCCCCCUGCACUUCGAGACGCUUUAGUUAACUCUCUUACUUUAGACUCUUGAAAAACCAAACGAAGCCAAACAACAAAGGAAACCCGCACAACUUAACAGAAACUUGAAAGGGAUCAUAUACUACUAGUUUGUACCAAGUUCUUUUCCGGAAAGGGAAAUAAAUUUAUAUAUAUAGGCAAUAUAUUUUUACACUGUUUAUUAACGUUAGGGAGGACUGAGUGUAUCACUUUAUCACUGUGAUGGGUAAAGUAAUGUCGAUGUCAUGGGUGUUCUGACUCAGAAGGGCACUUCUGCUGACGUCUACACCGCACUCACCGGGAAUGUCUGUGGGGUCAGGGUGGCCCUGCUCUCCCUCCUGCAGAGUGUGAGGCGUGGUGUCACCUCUCAGAGUCGCUGUCAAGGCCCGGCUUGAAAACCUUUAGUGAAAUAGCUCAUGUCUGUCUGCAUCUCGCUCCUCAUGUGUUCGCUGUUGUUAACAUUGUGUGUCAACUUGGUAAAGUGAUAAAUAAAGGUGUUAAAUCGUGGAUCUC